AUGCAGCGGUUAUGGAGGCUCCUCCUGCCCCCGCUGCUUCUUGGGGGCAACAGCCUGGCGCAGCAGUCGUGCCUCGACGCGCUCAACAAUGACCAGACCGAUGCCUGCGUCUGCUACUCCCUCGAGUAUGUCAUCAGCUAUGUGGCAUACAUCGCCGUAUCGACGUCGUACACGUCCAACUGCGAGGCCGUUCCCACGGCCACGAUAUCGACGGACACGUCGGCGGCGCCCCAGCUUCUGGGGAACUACACUUCUGGCAACUUUUCCGGGUACGUGACCCAAAACAAUGGUGUUUACACUGGAACAGGUAUCUUGGCCGGACCGACGACGGUAGACGUUAUCCCGCCGGUGGGAACCGAACGAGGGACUCUUGUCGUGGAGGUUCCGCCGUCGUACUUCACCGUCUCUCGGACCGGCACCGCGACGGUCAGCCCCGGCCCCAUCCCGACCUACGUCAACUCGACGAGCAUCCUGACCCGCAACCCCAUCGCGGCACCCCGAACCAUAUUCGUCGCAAACCCGACCCCCGGUGCGGCCGUCGCCUCCCGCGGCACGGUCGUCAUUGCCGUCCCCGACCCGAGGCUGUACAACACGACGACGGUCCCUUACAGCGGGUUCGAUGCGUUGCAAGGGGCUCGGACAACGAUCUCGACCAUCCCCGAUAGCGGGCUCCAGCCCGGCACUUUCGUGGUGGCCGUGGCCACGACCCCCGUGCCGAGUCUGUCCUACGACAUUUCGACUGUCGCCUACACCGGAGCGGAUGAGUUGACGGGCCCGACUGUGAUCUCGGUGAUCCAACCAACCGGGACCGAGCCAGGCGUUGUUUUCAUCGGCGUUCCUUCGACUGGCGUCCCUCCACCUCAGGUGACAUCCAUAGUUCCCUACUUGGGCACGGAAUCCAUCACGGCAGCGUCGACUUUGUUAGACCAGCCUUUCGACGGAACCGUCCCAGGAACUGUCGUGAUAGCGUUGCCGCCGGCUUCCUUCAUCACCCAGACAGUGCCGUUCAUCGGCUUCGAGCCCCUCACUGCCCCGACCGUCAUCUCGGUGGCCCCGCCCAGUGGUACUGCUUUGGGUACCGUCAUCUUGGGCAGCCCGACCGCAAGAUACGUGGCCUCGUACGUGCCGUACACAGGCACCGCCCCGAUUGCGAGCCCGGUAACCGUCACGGUGAUAGAGCCCAGUGGCACGGCUGCGGGAACCGUCGUCAUCGCACAGCCUCCACCGGCCCCCGGCCUAAACGCCGACGUAUUCGCAACGCAGGUCGUAUCGUACACGGGGACUGAGUCCAUCAGCGGCAUCUCCACACUCUCUAUUGUCCCGCCCGAUGGUCCCAACCCUGGAACCGUGUUCGUGGCUUUGCCGGCGGGCAGUACCCUGGCAGCCCCUGCGCCGUUUGUCACCUCGAUCGUCCCUUACACCGGGUCUAAUGCCAUCAACACGCCUUCGACUCUCACAGUCAUUCCUCCGAGUGGCAACCAGCCAGGGACGGUAAUUAUUGGUCUCCCACGCGUCACACAACCCCUGGGAACAUUCUCGGAUUCGUUCAUCACCUCGGCAGUCCCGGUCUCGUUUGUCACUUCGAUUAUCGCUGCCAAUGGCAACGGACCGCUUGUUACGCUGACAAGCAUCCCGCCGAUUGGCACUUCCCCAGGUACAAUUUUCAUCGGUCCGUCCCCGGCGUCCGGAGGGUUGCCGGCGUCCUUUGUCACCCAGGUCGUGCCCUACGUCGGUCCGACGCCCGUGGCAGAGCCGACCACUGUCGCCAUCAUCCCUCCCAGCGGUUCCUCGCCCGGCACAAUCGUCAUCGCCGACCCUCGACCCUUUGUCCGCACCACUGUAGAUUACACCGGGGCAGAUCUUUUGUCUGAGCCGACGACCAUUUCCGUUGUGCCACCCGAGGGGGACACGCCUGGCACAGUAAUCGUGGCUGUACCGACUGCGACUCCUGCAGGCCCCUCGUUCGUCACGUCGAACGUGGUGUUCCUGGGCACACCUCCUAUCCAAGAGCCGACGACCAUCUCAACAAUCCAGCCCUCGGGCACCACUCCGGGGACCCUGAUCGUGGCCAGGCCUGCGCUGUUCGUCACCUCAACCGUCCCCUGGACCGGCACUGCCGCCCUCCCGACGCAGACGACAAUCGCAAUCAUUCCGCCCGUUGGCACGGAUCCAGGGACAAUCUUCGUGGCAGACCCCACCGCGUUCGUGACCUCUACCGUCGAUUUCACCGGGACGGAUGCUUUCACCGGACCCUCGACGGUCACCGUCAUCCCUCCUAGCGCAGACCAACAGGGAACCAUCGUCGUGGCUGGCCGUCGACCGUUCGAGACGUCCUUUAUCAGGCUGACUGGGACUUCUCCGGCCGAGGGCCCUACGACCCUGACUCUGGUGCCGCCUCAGGGCACUACGCCAGGGAGAGUGAUAAUCGGAGUGCCCAACGACUUUGUCACCUCGACCGUCAGCUACUCGGGAACGGGUGUCUUGACGGCGCCCACAACCCUCUCGACAGUCGCCCCGGAUGGCGCAGCUCCAGGCACUCUCAUCGUAGCUUUGCCGCAGCCUACCAUUCCUAAUCCUGCCCCUACAGUCCCUCCAGCAGACCCAGCGGGUCCUCAGGCUCCGGCGGGCUCUCCUCCAGCGGCCACGGCCCAGCCAGCAUUCGUCACCUCGACGGUGGUGUACAGCGGCAGCGCUCCGAUUUCAGCACCGACUACGUUUUCCACGGUCCAACCCAGCGGAAACACGCCGGGGACCUUUUUCGUUGGGAUUUCAGACCCCUUCGUCACGACACAGGUGGUCUACUCCGGAACCAGCGCGAUCACGGCUCCCAUCCCCAUUUCCACGGUUCAGCCCUCCGGGUCAGUCCCCGGUACAAUCAUUUUUGCCGUGCCUCCUACCUAUGUCACUUCCGAGGUGGACUACACGGGCCCAGCUGGUCAGCUCACGGCGCCUUCCCCCAUCACCACAAUCCCGCCCAGCGGAGGUGUCGCCGGGACGGUGAUCGUAGCCCGACCGCCGGCCGAAUAUGUGACGUCGGAGGUGAUUUUGACAGGGCCGUCCGACCCACAAAUCACGACUCCGACCAUAUUAUCCACGAUACCACCGAGCGGAGGCGCGGCCGGGACCGUGAUCGUCGCUCGGCCGCCCCAGUACGUAACGUCGGAGGUCUUCUUCACCGGGCCGGAAGACCCACUUAUUACGGCGCCGAGCACCGUCUCCGUGGUGGCGCCGAGCGGGACCGCACCCGGGACGAUCAUCAUCGCCCAGCCGCCCAACUACCAGACGUCCGAGCUGUUCCAGACGGGAAUCACCGGGCCGACCACCAUCUCGACGAUCAGGCCGGUCGGCACCGCAGCGGGCACUUUUAUCGUCGCCCUGCCCGCCCCCUUUGUCACUUCGGAAGUCAUCUUGCCCGGAGCCACGGGCCCGACCACCAUCUCGACGAUCCCGCCGAGCGGCACUAUGCCCGGCACGUUCAUCGUCGGCCAGUCGGCGGUUUUCAGCACUUCCGAAGUCGUCCUCGUCGGCUCUGCGGCAGCCACUGCUACGGGGCCCGUGACCUUGACUUCGGUCGCGCCCAGCGGAACGAUCCCUGGUAUAAUCGUCAUCGGUUUCCCGCCCCGGUUCGUCACCUCGGAAAUCCAAUACACCGGUCCCACGGAGGGAGUCACGGGACCGAUCCCGGUUUCGACCAUUCCCCCCUCUGGAAGCAUCCCCGGCACCGUCAUAGUCGCCCGACCGGACGUCUUCGUCACGUCGACAACGUCGGUCACGGGACCGGGUGCACCGGCGACGCCCGUCACCAUUUCCACCAUUCUGCCUUCGGGGACGACUCCGGGAACAAUCGUCGUGGCUGUGCCUGCUCAGUCGACUCAGCCAGCACAGAACACCGAGCCGGCUCAAGCUCCCGCGUCGUUUGUCACUUCCCAGGUCGCGUACACCGGGACUGAACAGCUGACAGCUCCCACUACCAUCUCCAUCAUCCUUCCUUCGGGGACAGCCCCUGGCACCAUAAUUAUAGCUCAACCGCAAGCCGAAGCCACCCCUCCAUCAGCCGGCGGUCAGAAUCCGCCCGUCUCGGAUACUUCGCAAGGAACCUCUACUGACGGCGAGCCCCCGGCCACGGUAAUCACUCCUCCGUCAGUCCCGCUUGUGGGGAUCCAGCCAGGCACCACCAUUACCUUUUCCUUGCCGCCACCACCAUCGCAGGUCCAAUCUUUCGUCACCUCGACAGUCCUGUUCACCGGCACCGAAGCGUUGACGGGCCCAACAAUCAUCUCGACGAUCCCCCCGUCUGACACGAUCCCCGGCACGAUAAUCGUCGCCCAGCCCGGCGUCUUCGUCACUUCGAAUGUGGCCUACACGGGUACCGAUCUCCUGACCGCUCCGACUCCGAUCUCGACCAUUCUCCCGGUAGGCGACGCACCAGGCACGAUCAUUGUGGCCCAGCCUCGGCUGUUUGUCACUUCCGAGGUGGUCUACACUGGCACGGAACCACUGACGGCGCCGACUGCGCUUUCGACUAUUCUGCCCGCCGGCACCAACCCGGGGACGAUCAUCGUGGCUCGGCCGCCCACGUACGUUACUUCGACGGUCAUCUACACAGGGUUUUCUCCGAUUACUGCGCCCAUCCCCAUUUCGACAGUCUUACCGAUCGGUACCGCGCCUGGAACAAUCAUCGUCGCCCAGCCAGGCCUCUUCGUCACCUCCACCGUCUCAUAUACCGGAUCCGACAGCCUCUCCGGGCCUUCCACCCUUUCGACCGUUCCACCUGUCGGGACGACUCCGGGGACGUACAUUGUGGCCCAGCCCGCUGCCCCGGUAGCCACAUUUGUCACGUCCUUUGUCCUCUACACCGGGACCGACGUCAUCACCGGGCCCAUCCCCAUCUCGACGGUGUUGCCGAGCGGGACGGCUGCCGGCACGCUGAUCCUGGCACAGCCUGGGGUCUUCGUCACGUCUACGAUUCCCUACACCGGGACCGAGCCUCUCACAACGUUGCUCCCCGUGUCCACGAUCCCUCCCUCCGGUAGUGUGCCGGGAACAAUCAUUGUGGCACAGCCGAGCGUAGCGAAUGUCGCGCUCUCCUCUGAAGACUCGAGCUCAUCCUUUACUUGUGUCGCCAUCAUCAGAACUGUCAAGUUCUUCGGAGGCGUCGGCUUCGUCUACCGUGGCAGAUCCAUCAUCUUCGAGCUCUACAGAGAGUCCAAUCUCGCCGACGUCGACCAGCUCGAGCGACUCUUCCUCUUCGAGCCAGAGCUCCGGAGACUCCUCAGGACUAUCCACGUCCUCGGUUCCAUCGGUGUCUGCGACCACAUCGAGCUCAUCGGACUCUCUAAGCUCGUCCGACUCGACAAGCUCUUCGGAUUCAUCGUCCUCUUCCCCCUCUCCAGGCUUGUCGCCAUUCCCGACUCCGUCAACCUCCCUCACGCCAUCGGCAUCGACGACGACCUCAUCAGACUCGUCAACCUUCCAACAGUCAUUGGAAUCAUCGCUGACGUCAGAUUUGAGUACUUCCACAGAGACGUCGUCUACGGUAGCAAGUUCAUCCUCCUCUGA
Colletotrichum higginsianum IMI 349063 is the source of this 5559-nucleotide messenger RNA. Its product is annotated as cell agglutination protein mam3. The transcript is spliced from 3 exons. The record is from RefSeq and is a predicted model, not a curated record. Lineage: Eukaryota; Fungi; Ascomycota; Sordariomycetes; Glomerellales; Glomerellaceae. The coding region runs from base 1 to 5559 and encodes 1852 amino acids.